Sceloporus undulatus (fence lizard) is the source of this 1013-nucleotide messenger RNA. It is a transcript of the gene SNCA, whose product is annotated as synuclein alpha. Lineage: Eukaryota; Metazoa; Chordata; Lepidosauria; Squamata; Phrynosomatidae. The record is from RefSeq and is a predicted model, not a curated record. The transcript has 6 exons. Gene Ontology annotation, biological process: synapse organization; synaptic vesicle endocytosis; chemical synaptic transmission. Bases 177 to 605 code for a protein of 142 amino acids. Gene Ontology annotation, molecular function: cuprous ion binding. Gene Ontology annotation, cellular component: neuronal cell body; axon terminus; cytoplasm.
CCAUCCUUCCUCUGCCGGGAUGUACUGAGGAGAAGGGGGAAGGCUCUCUCUGUUCUCUCUCUCUCCCCCUUUUCUUCCAAGCCCUCCACUCUUGGACUGGGUCCCCAGAGUCCCGAGGCUCCAGGGAGCGAAGUCACCUGGCGAAGGAAGUGCCUGACAUAAAUCAUUCUUUGGCCAUGGAUGUGUUCAUGAAAGGAUUUAAUAAAGCCAAGGAUGGAGUUGUGGCCGCAGCAGAGAAAACCAAGCAGGGUGUGGCAGAAGCAGCAGGGAAAACAAAAGAAGGUGUCCUUUAUAUGGGUUCAAGGACAAGGGAUGGAGUUGUUCAUGGAGUCACAACAGUGGCUGAAAAGACCAAAGAGCAAGUCUCAAAUGUUGGGGGAGCCGUAGUGACUGGAGUAACAGCUGUAGCACAAAAGACGGUGGAAGGUGCUGGAAAUAUUGCUGCAGCCACGGGUUUUGUCAAGAAGGACCAGAUGGCCAAGCAGAAUGAAGGGUUUCCUCAAGAAGGAAUGCUGGAUAACACAGACAUGCCAGGAGACCCUGAAAAUGAAGCCUACGAAAUGCCUCCAGAGGAGGAAUACCAGGACUAUGAACCUGAAGCAUAAAUCCCGCUCUCUUUCUUCUGUCUCCUUAACAAAGACAUCCUGUCCUGUACAAGUGCUGAGUUCCAAUGUGCCCAGUCGUAAACUAUUUUUAUAGUUUCUACAGUGUCUUUUGAAGUCUUCCAUCAGCAAUGAUCGGAACAUCUGUAACUGUGUCCAGUUUUCAUUUCAGUAAUAUCCCUUACCUCUGAAAUGAAAGUUUGGGUCUCAGAGCCAUUGUUGUUGUGUGGAUAUUGUGGCUUCAACUUCUAAAAAGUUUGAGAACAAGUUUUAAAAAACACCUAAGUGUCUACUCCUUAUUUGUAAAGCUGUACAUGUUUUGUUGACAGAUUGUCAGUACUUUUAGUAUUGUUUACAAUAAUUUUUUUAAUGUUUCUGAUGAUUACUCUUUUCUGUCUAAGGAUGACAUUA